Molecule: messenger RNA, 265 nt
Organism: Staurois parvus
Lineage: Eukaryota; Metazoa; Chordata; Amphibia; Anura; Ranidae
Source: the annotation of a GenBank genome assembly
CGCGAUACGGUGCGCGCUGUGUCCUCCGGACACAGUGGAGACCCGAUCGUCGUACGGGACUUCUGUGUGAGGUCCCGAUCAUGUGAUCACUGAUUGGUCAAUCAGUGAUCACAUGCAGAGUAAACAGAUCUUCAGUAGACAGCCCCUCAGCAUUCAUGCAGCCAUUGAGAAAUACUGUGCAAGCUGUGAUUGGUCACAGCAUGUCACAUGGUACAAGGCUGUUGUGAAUAGCCUUGCACCAUGUGAUCACUGUGAUCAUUCACAG